UCCAGUGAUAGGACAUUAACACAGAUCGUGCUUCUUCCACGCUUCCUUCGUGUUGAAUCUCUUCUUCCUAUGUUUCUCCCCUUCUAUCGGUCUUGAUCGUCCUCAAAGAGUGGUGUUCAUUGGUUGGUUGAUUUGUCCCUUUCCGUGCCACUGUGGGUGCCGAAGGGAUAGAUGAAGUCCUCUUCUUUGAAUCCGCCGUCGAAUCGGAGAAAAGAUUGAAAGAUCCGGUGAAAGAUGGCUAUGUUUUAGGUUUUUUUUCUUCUUGCUUUCUAUCGAUGUUUCGUUGUUGCUUUGAUUCGACCGUGGAUCGGAUGAAUCUGGCGUUGUAUUGAGUGCGAUCCGAUGAUUCGAUAAUGUGACUGGUUUUCGAUCUAGGUCUGUUUUCCCCCUUUUUCUUGUUCGUCGAGAAAUUUUUCUCGGGAUUUAGAAAUUUGAGGUCUGUUCGCUGAUUUCCUGUGUGGGUUGGUCCGGGUGCUUGUUUGGAACUCAUCUUCCUCAUGGACGGUGUGGAUUCGUGGCAGAAGAGUCUUCCCAUCGCCUACUUCCAGCGUGAGGUUGCCGGGUUCAAUCCGAUGAAUGGGAAUGGAGACGGCGGCAACCACGAGGAGGAUGAACACGCAUUGAUCUCGUUGGAUGCCAUCUUGCCCGAUGAUCUCCUCGAGAAGGUGCUCUCCUUCUUGCCCAUAGCCAGCAUCAUCCGAUCGAGCUUUGUUUGCAAGCGGUGGUACGAGUCGGUGCACUCGGGCCGGUGGUCGUGGACCAAAAUGUUGCCUCAGAAACCGUGGUACUUCAUGUUCAACUGCGGCGGCGACGCUGUCUCGGGGUACGCCUACGACCCGAGCCUCCGCAAGUGGUACAGCUUCGACUUCCCCUGCAUCGAGCAGAGCAACUGGCUGACGUCCUCGUCCGGCGGCCUGGUCUGUGCCAUGGACAACGAGGACCGUAACCGCGUCUUCGUCUGCAACCCCAUCACGCGCGACUGGAAGCGGCUGCGCGAUGCCCCCGGCGGGAGGUUCCCUGACUACAGCGCGCUCGCAGUGUCGGUCGACCGGCGCACCCACGUCUACACGGUAGCCGUCGCCAAGUGCAAGCAGGUGCCGCAGGACUACUACCAGUGGGACUUCUCCAUCCACGUCUACGAGUCGGCGACGCGGUCAUGGACCACGCCCUUCGCGCAGGUUCUCGUCGGGUGGAGAGGCAGCGACGAGUGCGUCAUAUGCGACGGCGUUCUCUACUACUUGAUCUACUCCACCGGUGUGCUCCGGAACAUGGAGCAGCGCCAUUGCCUGGUUAUAUACGACCUCGCCGGCCAGCCGUCUUCCCCAACGAGUCUAAUGCAAAUGGUGAUCCCGGUGCCCUGCUCGCUCACCUGCGGCCGACUGAUGAACCAGGGAGGCAAACUGGUGAUGGUAGGCGGGAUCGGGAAGCCCGACCGGCCUGGAAUCAUCAAGGGGAUUGGAAUUUGGGUUCUGCUGGAGAACAAGGAAUGGCGGGAGGUGGCCCGAAUGCCGCAGAAGUUCUUCCAGGGGUUCGGUGAGUUUGACGACGUCUUUGCGAGCAGCGGCGCCGGAGACGUCAUCUACAUACAGAGCUUCGGGUCGCCGGCGCUGCUGACGUACGACAUGAGCCAGAAAUUGUGGAAGUGGUCGGCUAAGAGCCCGGUGAUAAAGCGCUUCCCGCUGCAACUCUUUACUGGGUUCUGCUUCGAACCCAGGCUUGAGGUCGCUUCCUGAACUCUCCUCCAAAUUGCUUCGCGUUUUGACUUUACAACUGAACAAAGAGUUGCUAUAGAUCUAUUUUCAUUUUUCUUCCUUCGUUUUGUGGUCAAGAAAGAAAAUUUCGUUGGCUGCUAAGAGGAAGAAGUGCAGUCUAUGGAGAGAAAUCAUCCUUGGCAAGGAUCAUUAGAACAUUUCGAACUUGUCUUUUCCAGUUUUAGACACACAUCAUACUUUGUGUUUAACUUUAUGAUCCAUCGAUGGAUGAACAGAUUGAACAAGGCAUGUUUUAAUCAGAAAAUUCAAUAUCUAAUUAAGAAGGAAAUAUGGUUAAAGGGA
Zingiber officinale is the source of this 2054-nucleotide messenger RNA. Its product is annotated as F-box/kelch-repeat protein At3g61590-like. The record is from RefSeq and is a predicted model, not a curated record. The coding region runs from base 498 to 1733 and encodes 411 amino acids. NCBI's taxonomy places the organism in Eukaryota, Viridiplantae, Streptophyta, Magnoliopsida, Zingiberales, Zingiberaceae. The transcript has a single exon. Gene Ontology annotation, molecular function: protein binding.